UCUCUUGUGACUGCAACGUUCCUCCCAGGUCUCCGCUGUUUCUGUGUUAAAAAGCAAAAGUGUUUUUUUGCCUCUCACGGUUGUCGACAGUCUUCUCGUCACACGACAUAGUUUACCACGCAAAAAUGAAUUCCAGGUUAAACCUGACGCUAUUGACGACGUUCAUCGUUUGUUUGGCCGGCGUCGUUCGAUCGCAAUAUCCUCGUCCCCUACCACCACCCCCUUAUGCAGAUCACCGUUACGGCCCACCCCACCACCAUCGCCCGUACCACGGCCAGGAGGAAGAACAUCAUCAAGCGGAAUGCGCUCUAGUUGUUCCAGGAUUGCCCGGCAAAUCGGCUGCUGGCGACCGUUACGCAAAUUUGAAAUACGUGCCGGACGAGACGUGCAUCACGUACGAGGCGGUGGACGCGGCCUUUAACGCGGCCAAGACUAAACUUCGUUUGCCCAGCACCAAGAGCAAAACGCUGACGGAGCGCGAUAUCGAUCUGCUGGGCAAAGUCAUCGUCGAAACGACUCGCAAUUUGGCCAAUCAAUAUGGUCUUCCAGCUGAUGUCAUUUCCAACGGUCUUCCUCUGAUCGAUACGAGCAAGACGGCCAUCGAUCAAUUUUGCCCGUCUUUCCUCAAAAAAGAAGAGUCCAAAUGCAAGGCUGAACGCUACCGGCAAUACAAUGGAUUAUGCAACAACCUGGAACAUCCCUACUGGGGAGCCGCACUGACCGCUUUUCGCCGCAUGAUUCCGGCCGACUACGCCGACGGUAUCAGCCAGCCGCGCGGUUCGGCCAAAGGCAAAGAUCUGCCGACAACGCGGCACAUUUCAGCUGUCCAUCAUCACGACAUGGGCUACCACGAUCACGCCGUCACCGUCUUCCUCAUUUCGUGGGGUCAGGCCAUCGAUCACGACAUGACAUUUACGGCCGAUACCAAAGAUCCUGUGACGGAUACUGAUCCGCUGUGUUGCGACGUCCCGGAGAACAAGCGGAAUGAGGAAUGCUACCCAGUCGAAAUCCCGGCCAAAGAUCCUUUCUACGCCCUGUUCCGCCGCCGUUGCAUGGAAUUCGUACGCUCCGCUUCGUCUCUGAAAGGCGAAUGCAAAUUAGGUCCUCGUUCGCAUUUGAAUUUGAUUUCGAGUGUUUUGGACGCCAAUUGGGUUUACGGAUCGGAUAAGGAGACGGCCGACAUGUUGAGAACGUUCAAGGGUGGCCUACUGAAAAGCGCGGCCAUCUUCCGCGAGCACGGACUCAAGGACCUGCUGCCGCUCAAGGUAGACAAUCCAGACGACGGAUGCAUCCGGGCCACUCCAGACACCUACUGCUUCAUGGCCGGCGACCCACGCGUCAAUGAACAAUUGGUCCUCUCCGUCACGCACACGCUCCUCAUGCGUGAACACAACCGCAUCGCACAAGAACUGUCGACUAUCAAUCCGCACUGGGACGAUGAAAUCAUCUACCAGGAAACACGUCACAUCAUGGCAGCUUUGAUCCAGCAAAUCACGUACAACGAAUUCCUGCCGAUGGUGUUGGGCAAAGAUUUGAUGGAAUCGAACCGUUUGAUUUUGGAACGCGACGGAUUCUGGGACGGAUACGACGACAAAGUCGAUCCUUCCCUACCGGCCUCUUUCGGCGCUGCCGCUUUCCGUUUCGGACACUCGCUCCUGCCGUCGGCCGUCGAGCGCUGGAGCGUCAACCACAAGUACAUCGCCGCCCAGCGACUCAGCCAAAUGUUGCGCCAGCCCUACGACUUGUACAAAGGCGGAUACUGCGACCAGUACGUCAGCGGCCUCAUGAACCAAGUCUCGCAGGCCAUGGACGGCUCCAUGUCGCAAGAAGUCACCAACCAUCUGUUCCAGGAUUCGGGCAAGAACUGGGGACUCGAUUUGGCCGCUCUCAACAUGCAACGAGGCAGAGAUCACGGCCUGCCGUCUUACAACGCUUUCAGAGAGCACUGCGGACUGAAACGAGCAAACAGUUGGAGAGACUUGUCGGAUGCUUUUACGAACGAUACGUUGAAACAUUUCACUUCGAUUUACGAUUCGCCAGACGACAUCGAUUUGUGGUCGGCCGGUAUCUCCGAGCGUCCAUUGCCCGGCAGCAUGGUCGGCCCAGUUUUCGGUUGCAUUAUGGGACAAACCUUUAGAGAUUUACGAGCCGGCGAUCGAUUCUGGCACGAAAAUCCCAAGCAACCCAGUUCAUUUACCCUCGAACAAUUGCAAGAAAUCCGCAAAGUAAGACUGGCCCGCAUCGUUUGCGACAACAGCGACAACAUCGAAAGCGCCCAAGUUUACGUCAUGGUCUUGCCCGACCCCGAAAUCAAUCCUCGAGUGUCGUGCAAGAGCUCCGUCCUACCGCGGAUGGAUCUGAGCAAGUGGAAGGACAAAGAAAGCAAAUACCCGACGGCAGCUCAGCCUCCGGUUGGCCGUCCCCCGCAUCAUCGUCCGGAUUACAACAGGAGACCGCCACCACCUCCGCCGGGACAUCACCUCGGAUACCGUCCAUACGAAUCUGAUCCAUAAACUGCGAGGAGGAAAAAAAAAAACAAACAAGAAAAAACCCCCAAAAACAUCAAAAAUACGAUAGGAAAA
Molecule: messenger RNA, 2582 nt
Organism: Daphnia carinata
Lineage: Eukaryota; Metazoa; Arthropoda; Branchiopoda; Diplostraca; Daphniidae
Product: peroxidase-like
Exons: 13
Coding region: 126-2513 (795 amino acids)
Biological process (GO): response to oxidative stress
Molecular function (GO): heme binding; peroxidase activity
Source: RefSeq, a predicted model, not a curated record